Messenger RNA from Owenia fusiformis, 956 nucleotides. The record is from the annotation of a GenBank genome assembly. Lineage: Eukaryota; Metazoa; Annelida; Polychaeta; Sabellida; Oweniidae.
AUGACGUCAUACUCGAAAUGGUAUAACAACCAAAUAAUACAAAAAACAAAGAUAUUACAGAUGGGAACUUAUCGAUGAACGGGAAUAUCUUUGCUGUAAUAUCAUCAUGGAUAAUUCAACUGAAUCAAACGUUGAAGAAAAGAAUCAGACAGGAUUUGUGGUCGUUGAGCAUGAAGAAUGUCUACGUCACAUCAAGGAUGCUGUGAAUGAUGAUAUUAAGAAGUUGGAACAAAGGAUCGUGUUAUUGGAGAAACAGUUAAAACUGCACAAGUACAGUCAAAUUCUUCAGGAGAGAUUCGUCAAUGUAGUAAUGGCUUUCAUCAUGAUGAUAUCUCCAGUCUGUCUUUCUUUUGCUUUGGACUUCUCUAUGCGUGGUGGUCGUGGAUACUAUGGACGUGAAGGACAGCUAUUAAAGGAGAAUUUGAUUCGUCUGCUCCUGGCAUUUAGCUGUAUGGUUGGUUUACCCGUGUUUGUCAAUGCCAUGCUUGAGUGGAAAGAAAUCCCGAUAGAUGACUCCAUUAGUGCCACACAUGACAAAGAUGAAGCUGAUGAGAUUGAAAGCGAGGAUGAUGAAGUUAUUGAAGAGGAAGAGGAGAAUAAUUCAGAAAGUGAAGAAAAAGAUGAGAAUAAUAACGUGAAGGUCGAGGAAAAAGAGGAAUGAAUAAGAAACAUUUGAUUACAUAUAUUCACUGAUCAAUUUCAAAAUAAUUUAAAGAAAAAGAACAAAUCAUAAUUUUAUCAUAAUUUUCUAUUUACAAAUAUAUUUGCACACUUUGACACAAAGCAUGAGUUUUAAUCAGCUCAAAAAGAAAUCUUUAUAAUAUUAUGUACACAAAAAAAUAAAGCAGAACUAAAAUCAACUAAAAUCUCAUGUUUUUACACUGUUAUAUCUUUAUGUGAAAAAAUGAACAAAAUGUACAUUUUUAUCAUGGCUUCUUUACUUGACAAAUAUCCAA